Messenger RNA from Engraulis encrasicolus (European anchovy), 4821 nucleotides. RefSeq lists its product as uncharacterized. The transcript is spliced from 8 exons. Bases 956 to 2890 code for a protein of 644 amino acids. The record is from RefSeq and is a predicted model, not a curated record. Gene Ontology annotation, molecular function: DNA binding. NCBI's taxonomy places the organism in Eukaryota, Metazoa, Chordata, Actinopteri, Clupeiformes, Engraulidae.
UAAGAAGAAAGACAAAAAGAAAGGGAAAAAACACUUAAUGUGCAGUGGUGAAUUAUGUAUUAAGGUGUGUGUAUAUUUUAAAUGAUAUUAGGCUAUGUAAAAAAGUUGUAGUGCAAAUACAAAUACUGAAUUUGUAUAAACAAAAUGAUAGUGGGUUGUUUAUUUAUUUAUUAUAAUUUGUUUAUUAUAUUUAUUUAUUUUUGGAGGGGGGGUACAAGACAGAACAGAAUGCAUAGUGCACAUCCUCCGCAUAGUGCGUCCACACAUCCACAUGUAUAAAUGUCCUCGAGGAGGUCGCACUUGCAGUCUCUUGGCUUUGGCCCUUGGGCAUGGUGGACUCCCAAUUGAGUGUGUCGUAAGACCUUUUUUUUACUACAACAUAGAAACACUCAUGACAUCACCCAACAAACCAACCAGUGUUUUCAGGGCCUAAUUCUGCAUGUGAAGAAAUAAUGGUAAAAUCAAACAAUAAUAGGCUACAUGACAUGAAAAUAAAGUUGAGACUUAAAAAAAAAUAAAGCUUUCCCGUAAACAGGGGACACUGCGACAUGUAGGCCUAGAACAAUACAGUAAGUAAUUGUUUCUUUCUAAUCAGAAGGCCAGUGUGCUUCUACUCCAGGGAGAAGCAGCAUGUAGUAGGCCAGGGUAAAAGGAAAUGGUACAUGCAUCUUUGUGUUUUAUGGAUAUUCAUGAUACACGAUUUUGAGUUCCAUGUGAAUGUUAACCAACUAGAUCCAGUUCUAUGCUCUGACCUGACCUGAAACAUGUCGAACCAGAGAAAUUAGAAUAGAGGUCGAACUCACAUAUUCCCAUCAUCAUAUUCCUUUUAUGGUCCUCCUGUUGACCGGAAAAGGAAGUGGCGAGUUAUUACGCAUGCGUGUCUGAAGGAGGUCUGGCAAUGUUUUGCAGUUAAUUAUAUCAACAAGCGUGUUGAAAUUGCUCGUUGUAGGAAAGUAUGUCUGCGCCGAUUGAGCUGUAUAGACCGGCCAAGAGGAAAUCAGAAGUGUGGGAAUUCUUUGGGUAUAGGAAAGAUGCCACUGGACGGCUGGUUGAAGAUCGCCAUCCUAUCUGCAAAACAUGUGGAAGGAGAAUCGCGGCAAAAGGAGGGAACACCACCAAUUUAAUGUCCCAUCUGCGCGACAGACACCCAGAACUUUUUAGACGGAUGAAGUGUAAACAGUAUGAAAACCAGUGUCACAACCUGCAAGACCUGCAAGUCCCCCUGCAAGUCCCCCCGCAACCAAAACCAACGAAACCCGAACCUCCGGCCAAGCUCGUCCAGUUCAGGACCAAGAUACUGGCCCUCAUGGAGUCUCUGAUGGUGAAAACCACCUCAGAAAUUGUUUCCAUAUUUGACCACAUCUACAUGGACACAGAAAACGAGUUGAUGAAAACAAGAAAACAAGUGGAAACCCUCACACAGAGAUUGGAGGAACGGGAGCAGCCGUGUGCUCCAAAUGCACAUCAGGAUCAGCAUCGGCCCAGUGAUCAAGUUGGGGAACAACAGGAGCCGUUGCAUAAUGCACUGGCCCACAGGCAACCUGCUCCAGAGAAAACUGAGGCCAUGGAACUAUCCCUGGCGUGUACGAUGGUGAAAGUAGAGAACCAAGUGAAUAUGGAGCCAGCAGUGCAGCCAUAUGAGUACCAGAUAAUGUUGAGCAGUGUGACAGACGAGCAGCAGGAGCUGCUGACUUCUCCAGUGAGGUCAGCAGAGGCUGCAGGGGACCGGCAGCCCCAUCAGAUGAACCUGCGGGCAAGAGCUGCCACUACCACAGCAGAACAGCACCAUAGUGAAUGGGAAGAAGAGGAGGACGAGGAGGAGGAGGAGGAGGAGGAGGAGAUGGAGGACAGCAUUGAGGAUCCAGAUUUCUGCCCCACUUCAGAGUCAGACCAGGCUGACCUGCCCCCGCUGCCUCAGCAGCAUGGCCGACCUCCUGGUAGGGAGAACUUCACCCCCUUUUCACCCCCACAACAGAUCACAAGCCCUGCUCAGGUCCUCCAAACUCAAGAUGAACCACGUGCAAAAUAUAGAAAAAUAAGGGUGCAUCUUAAAGACUUUCCUACUUGGCAAAUGUUUAAAAUGCAAUGCCUGGAGUCUUUGGGUGCGCCAAACAACCCCUCAGGCGUCCGCCCUUCUGUACAGUUUGAUGACCUCCUCAACAGCAUGAAUGGAGGUCUCCUCGGUGAUCAAGUCGAGUCGGCAGAAAAGCAACUGUCCCUCGUGCAGCAGCCUCCGCAGAUGAACCUGCAGACAACAGCCUCUGCUGGUCCUGAAGAACUGAGCUCCAGUAUGUCCUUGGAGCCGUCAGCCGCUGCAGUGCAGGAUAUUGAAGCCAGCGCUGUUCCGGAAUCUGACCAGGCAGCAUCUCCUGUUGCAAGGCGCCGUGGUCGCUCGGCAGGAUGGACCCCAUCACCGUCGUCGUCACCAAAUCUUCCACUCAGGAGCUGCACAGCCACGUCAAGCACCCAGAGCGGAGCUGAGGACACUUCUGAGAAACUGGAUACUAGCUUCGCAAUUGUGGACGCAAGAUCCUUGCAGCAGAAACCAGCUGACUCUGUCGCAGAGGAGACUCCAAAUGAUUUGCUGCCUGAAGGUGGGAUUAAAGGGGGCUCGUCUGACAUGAAAUCUAAAGCUGAUGAGCGGACAGAUCUCCAGGGAGAGGAUGAUGUAUCAAGAAGAAGUUUUGAACUGACGAGUGAGGAGAUUCCCAGGAAAAGACGAAGAGUGAUAGAAGCAGAGUGUAAACAUGAUGUCAACGGUGCCCUACAUCCUGUCGAAAAAAUCAUCAAGAAAAGAACUGCAGAAGAUGGUGAAAAGGAGGUGCGAGUGAAAUGGCUGCCCUGUUCCUCAUGUGGUGCAAAAUGGAGAAACUCCUGGGAGCCAGCAUAGAGAAGUACAUGAGUGACGCUCAGCUGACAUCUGUGGUGCUAUUCACUGAUUCUGAAUGUAUUUUAUGUUACAAGAUUGCUGCUGACAUUGUAUGUUAAACAAUUUACUAUUUAGUAGAUUUAGACAACUGGAACCUUUUAUUUUUUAUAAUAUAGAAUGUACUUGAUGAUGUGAUAGGAAAAAGGACCACAGUUCUCAUUUAUUACAUGAUUGUAGAUUUUUCAUAUACAAUCUUUGUCUAAACUGCCUCUUUAAAAUGCUUUUACAAAUACCUCUUUAGAUGCCAAAUUGAUACACAGUGUGGCCAAAAAAGAACCGUCGCCAUACAAAUAAUCGUCACACACACUAAUAUGUUGUUGUAUCGCCUUUAGCGUUGCUUACGCCACAGAAUCGGUGGUGUAUUGUUUCAAGAAACUUCUACAUUGUCUGUCUGGAUUUAUUCCCUUCCAGUGUUGUAUUAAGUUUUAAUCACAAUCUUGUAUUAAUGGUAGAGCCUGAACGAUGUGUAAAGUCUGGACUCUGUGGUGGCCAAUCCAUGUGUAAAAAGGAUGUUUAAUGCUCCCUGAACCAUGCUUUCAAAUUUCAGCCCAAUAAGUCUUGUUAUUGUCAUGUUGGAAUAUUACAGUUCCAUCAGGAAAGAAAAAAAGAUUAGUGGAAUUGUCUGUUCAUUCACUAGGCCUAUGCUGUCUGCUGUAUUCCUUUGAACACAUAUUGUAGCUGAACCUAGUUAUAAUACCAAAAGUUGCUGAUGCCCAUGAUUUUGAUCCUUCUUAAACAGACUAAAUCUCUUUAACAUGACCCCCAGGAUCUGUCUUCUGACAUAGGUAGUUGUAAAAGAAAUGAGAAGCAAGUCAUUGCACCAGAGGGGUUUAGGGUGCUAAAGAGUAGGUAAUGUUUUCAGUUGCUUUGGUUUGUCUGUCAGCAGGAUUACUCAAGAAGUACGGACUGAUUUGGAUGAAAUUUAGUGGAGUUGUUGGAAAUGACUUAAGGAGCAAGUGAUUACUGCUUGGAGAUGGUCCGAAUCCAGGAUUUACCACUGUGGAAUGGGGACAAUUUUCACAUUCUAGUUUCUAACUCCACAAAGACAAGACAGAAAGAUGUAUACAUGUAUAAAAUACAUUUAGGGUGUAGUAACAUAGUCAAGUGGCCUAUCAAACAGGAACAAUAGGAAAAGUUUGGAGGGCUACAAUGUUUUUGGUUGGUAGUCUGAAGGUGCUCUUUGGUCAAAAAAUGGAAGCCAAAGAAACGAGGUAUCCAAGGCACUCUUCCCAAAAAAGUUAAAAUAGCUUUAUUAAAUGGCUAAAUCAUAGUAGAAAAGUUAAAAACGCCAACAUGUUUCGGCCAAGGAGUGGCCUUCAUCAGGGCAGAGUCUAUUAAACAGCUUCCUUGGCGGAGGUCUGCACUCUCUGAGUGCAUUUCUAUUUACACAUGCAUUGGCCACCACACAGUCCAGAGCUCAACCUCAUUAAAAUCUUUGGGAUGUGCUGGAAGACCAGGACUCCCUGGCAGAAGAGACUCCCAGUCUCAAUGGGACAGUUCUAGAUAAAUGAAGGAUACAUGAAAAAUAAAAAAGGCUUUCCACAGUGUUUAUAGUGUACCAUCAACAAUUCAAGAUCCCGAUACAAGGCUAGAUGGAAAUACGUAAUUCCAGUCCAGACAUUGCAGACGUUUAUUGAAGCAAUUCAUAUUAGUGUGCAAACAUUUUUUUGUGGUGAUGACAUUUUUGUGUGUGGCUAGGCUGUGUAUUUGCCGACAUCAAAUUACCUCUUUAUACUAAUUUUUUAUGUGCAAAGAUCAGGCCUUUAGAAUAGAUUGUUUUAGUGCCUACAUGUGCAUAACCUUUGCGCUCUUUGUUUUUUUUUUCAAACAAUGUCUUACACUGUUAAAACAUGAACACACAUGUAAUAAAAAAGCUAUGUUUUGUUAUCAGA